Molecule: messenger RNA, 4221 nt
Organism: Melospiza georgiana
Lineage: Eukaryota; Metazoa; Chordata; Aves; Passeriformes; Passerellidae
Product: prosaposin-like
Biological process (GO): sphingolipid metabolic process
Cellular component (GO): lysosome
Source: RefSeq, a predicted model, not a curated record
AUGGAGCUGUUCAAAGCCAGGCGGGAGACAGCGCUGCCAGCCUGGCUGGUCUGUGGGGGGAACUCCCGCCUUUGGGACUCCCACUGCCUCAGGGCAGCAGAGGUGAAAAUCGCCUUGAAGCCUUUAUUUCUUCCCGGCGAGACACCGCUGUUGGCAGUGGCGGGGGCCGCAGGGGGCUUGGGGAGGCGCAGCUCCGACCGCCGAACACAAACUCGCGGCCGCCAUUUUCCGUUCCCUCAGCGGCCCCGGCCCCUCGCCCCCCGGUCCCGCCACUGCGCGUGCGCGGGGGGCGGGGCAGCGCGGGCGCGUGCGCCCCGCCCCUAUAUAAGGGCGGGCGCGGGCGGUGCCGGGGGCGCCGCAUUGCAGACGAGCGCGGAGGGGGAAGCGAUGGCGCGGCCGCUGAUCCUCGGGCUGCUCAGCCUCCUCGGGCUCCUGGCCGCGGCCGUGGCCAGCCCUGUGCUGUGGCAGAAGGAGUGUGCCAAGGGGCCCGAGGUGUGGUGCCAGAGCAUUCGCACGGCGUCGCAGUGCGGGGCGCUCAAACACUGCCAGCAGAACGUCUGGAGCAAGCCUGCCGUGAGCAGUAUUCCCUGUGACUUGUGUAAGGAGCUUGUGACAGUUGCUGGCAAAAUCAUAAAGGAUAAUGGCACUGAGGAUGAGAUCCGCUCCUACCUGGAAAAGACCUGCGAGUUUCUUCCUGACCCAGGCCUCGUCUCUGAGUGCAAAGAAAUUGUGGAUUCCUACCUACCAGUAAUCAUGGAUAUGCUCAAGGAGGAGCUUGACAAACCCGAGGUCGUGUGCAGUGCCCUUGCUCUGUGCCACUCCCUGCAGAAGCACCUUGCCUCAAUGAAGCUCCAGAAGCAGCUGCAGACCAACAAGAUCCCAGAGCUGGAUUUCUCUGAGCUGGCAUCCCCGUUCAUGGCUAACGUGCCUCUUCUCCUCUACCCUCAGGAGGAGAAGCCCAAGCAGAAGCCUAAGGCCAGUGGGGAUGUGUGCCAGGAUUGCAUUCAGCUGGUCACUGAUGUUCAGGAGGCUGUGAAGACAAACUCCUCUUUUGUGAAAUCCUUGGUUGCUCAUGCCAAGGAGGAGUGUGACCGUUUGGGACCUGGCAUGUCUGAUAUGUGCAAGAGCUACAUCUCUGAGUAUUCUGACCUGGCCAUCCAGAUGAUGAUGCACAUGCAACCCAAGGACAUUUGUGCCAUGGUUGGGUUCUGUCCUUCUGUGAAGUCUGUUCCCCUUCAGCCUCUGGUGCCCGCUCAGGUGGUUCAUGAGGUGAAAAUGGAAAUUGUGGAGAAGGCCACAGUUCAAGAGAAGGAGAAGACUUUUUCCUUGUGUGAAAUCUGUGAGACGAUGGUGAAGGAAGUGACUGGCCUCUUGGAGAGCAACAAGACAGAGGAGGAGAUUGUGCAUGAGAUGGAGGUGGUGUGCCGCCUGUUCCCGGGCAGUGUCAAGGACCAGUGCAAGGACUUCAUCGAGGUCUAUGGCCAGGCUGUGAUUGACAUGCUCUUGGAGGCAACAAAUCCUGAAGCUGUGUGUGCCAUGCUGAAAUGCUGUGCAGCCAGCAAGCUCCCCCAGCAGCCAGUUGUGGUGAAACCUGCAGGUGGCUUCUGUGAUAUCUGCAAGAUGGUGGUGGCUUAUGCAGACAAAGAGCUAGAGAAGAAUGCCACGACAGCUGAAAUUGAAGCUUUGCUGGAAAAAGUCUGUCACUUCCUGCCAGAGUCUGUCAGUGAGCAGUGUGUGCAGUUUGUGGAGCAGUAUGAACCCGUGGUUGUGCAACUCUUGGCAGAGGUGAUGGAUCCCACUUUUGUUUGCACUAAACUUGGAGUGUGUGAGUCAGCUAAAGAGCCUCUCCUGGGGAAUGAUGCCUGUGUCUGGGGUCCAGGCUACUGGUGUAAGAACAUGGACACUGCUGCUCAGUGCAAUGCUGUUGAUCACUGCAAACGUCAUGUGUGGAACUAAAAGAAGAAUUUCCAGUUCUGAAAGUUUGCCAUGGCUCUUAGGAAAUGUGGGCCGAGGUUGGCAGAGAGCUGUAUCUCACCUGUCCCUCCUCUCUGCCUCAUUAACAAUUUGACCUUCAAGUUCCUUUGUUGUAACUCUUCUGUAGCAGUGCUGCUGUUGAAGGAUCAGAUUUUCAUUGUUGACUUAACAAAGAUACUUCUGAUUGUACAGUUUAACCCAUUAUGCUCCUAAAAAUAGUCAGUGUGUUGUAGAUUUUUUUUUUUUUUAAUUGGUAGGCUGAAGUGUUUAUGUGCUGGGAAGAAUGACAGAGAUUGUGAAAUGAGACAAGGCUCUUAUCUUUUAAUUUUUUAAAAAAAGAGCAAGAUAGCAGCUAAACUUUCAAAUGUCUUUCUGUAGGCAGCAUUGGGAAGGUUUUACGUGCUUUGCAUUUUUAACAUCUGGCUGGAAUGUUUAUUUUCUGUGUAUGGGAACUCUAAGGGAUAAUGUUGAAUCUGGGAAUCCUUUUGGCUGGAAUUUUCAAAGCUCUGCAGAUGCAGAGGAGUGGGCUUUGUGUGCCCUGCUACCUUUCCAAGUCACUGGUAAUUAAAAAGAUGCAUUUGAAUGAUCAGCCUUUUGCAUUUGAGUGACCACGCUUGUGGCUCGUGGCGUUGUUCUAGCUAAGGAAAGCCCUCCCCCAGCCUUUGAUCACAUCCUUCUGAUUUCCUUGGGCUGCUCAGCCCCAGCACGGGUGUUCUGCUGCCAAGCCCAGUCCCGUGGGAUGUCAGUUUCCUGAAGCAUGCUGGUGUACCUGAGGCAUGACUCCCUUUUUCCUUAUCCUGGUUGCUCAAUCCUGCUUGGUCUUGGAGCUUCCCACAGGCAGCCAGCUGGGUGCUGAGGAGGUAGCAUGAGCUGGCACUGGCAGAUGGAGGAGGAUCAAGCCAGCAGGAGCUGGGAGCAUGUCAGAGGGAGCUCAGCACCGAGGGUGGAAUCUGUGGAAAAACGGGUUUCAUUGUAACCUGUUUGUUCCCUGCUCUGCUUUUCCUCUCACACCAUAUUUCAGUCAUCUAAAGCUUGAGAGGUGCUGUGAGGCCUGGGGGCACCUCCCACUGCUGCCCACCCACUGUCCCUGACGCCCUGCUGAGUAACUGCAGGUAUGGAUUGUUACCCAGAGCUCCCAUUCCUGCUGUGAAAUGCAGCAAGCACAGAUGGCAGGUGCUAGGAGCACUAGAGGAGACAUUUAAAGCUCUGCUGGCACACUUGACAGCCUGCCUUUCACACCUCUCUGAAAUUCCGCUGAAAUGGCCUAAAAUCCCCAAAAAAAGCCUUCAAGGCAGGCUUGCUACCCUGGGAGCAUGGCAGGCUUUGGGGUGAGGAUCCUGCUUGUGCUGCUUGGGGCAGACCUUGCAUUGGGUGUGCAUUUCUGAUCAGGUAAAUCCCCAGAGCAGGGGCACUGAGGUAGCUCUGAGCAGACCUUUGGGAAGGAGCAGCUGGGCAGAUGUGGAGCUUUGAAAAUUCCAGCCCUGUUCAGAAAGAUUCUGGUAACUCCUGCUGUUCCUGUGGUGUGUGGGGCGUGCAGGAGCUCCAGUAACAAUGCUGUAGCAGCAAGUAGAGUAUUUGUCAUUGGAAAACCACUGGACUGCAGGUCUUUAGUUGAUCUGUGUGCAUAGUAGAAGCCUGGGCAGUGCUGGCAGAUGGCAACAGAGGUUGUUCUCCCCUGUCUCCUGAACGCUGAAGCACUCAUGGCUUUAUAGAAGAGGAAAAAAAGAGGAAAAUUUCCCCUAAAGACAUUAAAUACCUACAGCUUUCUGUCCUGGCAGGCUUGUGCAGUGGUUUGGUGGUGUAUCCCAGAUGGAGCAGAUGGCAGAUGGGCUCUGUCCCUCGGGCAGUGCUGCCCUGGAGGGACAGGCUGUGUGACACCAGGGCACGGAGUGUGGCAUUUGGUGUUUUAACCUGGAUGGUGUGGGUCUUUCCUGGGGGAGGUGGGGCUGCACUGACAGCCUGGCAGGGGCGUGGGAAGGUUUUAUUUUCCUGGGGUUUUAGUAGGAUUCAUGCUGGGCAAGGUGAGCCAGGGGAAGUCCUGUGCUGCUGCUGCUGCUAGGAGUCCCUUUAGUUUUCUCCCUUCCUGUGGACUGUGGCACCCGACCUGCUUGAGUCAUGCUGGGGGGACACUGUGCAGUUGCUUUCUAAAGAACAUGGUCUUGAUUUUUUUUUCUUUUUUUUGGUCUUUUUUUUGGUUUUUUUGCACAAAAGCUUCCUUAAUGAACAAUAAAAACUUCUGUAAACCGA